Messenger RNA from Rosa rugosa (rugosa rose), 834 nucleotides. Its product is annotated as VQ motif-containing protein 25. Bases 87 to 659 code for a protein of 190 amino acids. Lineage: Eukaryota; Viridiplantae; Streptophyta; Magnoliopsida; Rosales; Rosaceae. Gene Ontology annotation, cellular component: nucleus. The record is from RefSeq and is a predicted model, not a curated record. The transcript has a single exon.
AAAUAGAUACACACACCAACUUCCACAAACCCCGGCCCAGUCUCCCAACCUCUCUCUCUCUCUCUCUCUCUCUCACCAUUUCUCUCAUGGAGGAGAUGAUGAUGAUGAGCAAGAAGCAAACUUGGGGAACAAGUACUCCCAACUCUUGCUCAAAUGCUUUGGCCAUUCACAGAGACUCACAGACAAUAUCAAAACCAAAACCCAAAAUCAGAAUCAUCCACAUAUUUGCACCCGAAAUCAUCAAGACCGACGUGGCCAAUUUCCGGGAGCUAGUCCAGAGACUCACCGGAAAACCAUCCGACAACGGCUGCACCAACAACAAGAAGAAGAGGGCGCAUGGAGUUCCCAGCAGAGGGUCGGAAGCUCAUCAUCAGAGAAGUGCAUUCAUGGCCGAGACCAAGAAAAUGGAGCUGAUGAGAAGUACCGGAGCCGGUGCCGGGUUCCGGGGGUUGGAACAGUUUCCGAGAUCGGAGAGAGUGAUCAAGGAAGAAGAGAUGAUGUGGAAUGCGGACAAGUCAGGUGGGUUUUUGGAGAGGUUUGCAGAUUUGGAAGGGUUUAUACAAGAGCUUGGUGAAUUUCCUAUGCUACCCAAUUUGGAUUCUUCUUCUGCUUCAAAUUCUCACUUGCUGCAUGGUUUUGAAGGCACCCAACUUGUGUAGCUAGCUAGCUAGUAGUACCAGUAAUUCAUCAUCAUCAGAAUUCAGAAGAAGAAACCAUGUAAUGAAUCUGAAAAUGGGUUGUGCCUAAUCUCUUGGUUUUAAGUUUUAACUUGACUCUAAUAUUUGCGGUUCAUUUUGCUAUGUAAAUACAAGGGUUUAAAGUUAAUUAAGCAUA